Trichoderma aggressivum f. europaeum is the source of this 1245-nucleotide messenger RNA. RefSeq lists its product as uncharacterized. The transcript has a single exon. The record is from RefSeq and is a predicted model, not a curated record. Bases 1 to 1245 code for a protein of 414 amino acids. NCBI's taxonomy places the organism in Eukaryota, Fungi, Ascomycota, Sordariomycetes, Hypocreales, Hypocreaceae.
AUGAUUUCUGCAAGAUCAGCCGCCAGACUAUCACUGUCUCAGAGCAGAGCAGCUCUGCGAGCCCCAAAACGCCCCCAAAUUCGCUUCCAGUCGACCUCGUCUACCUCCUCAUCAGCAAGCACCGCAGCUUCCAAUGGGUCGUUUGGAACUGGCCUUUUGGGCGGCGUGGCCGGGGCAGCACUUUUCUACGGCAUCUACUCCUUCACUCCAGCCGGACGAACAGCGAGCAAGUUGAACAAGACGGUGAAAGAAGCUGAGAAGAAGUACCAAGAAGCUGCCAAGAAGCUGCAGGAAAACACUCCCAGCGCGUCACAGGCAGUCGAUUCCAUCAAGCAGUUUGCCUACUCCUACGUGGGCUGGAUACCUGGCGGCCGCGGCUACGUGGAUGCGGCUUUCAAGGAUUGGGAGACUGUGAGAAAGGAGCACGGCGAGGAGGCGGAUAAGCUGGUCAACGAUGCGUACAAGCAGUUUCAGGACAUUUCCAGGUCGGGCCUGAGCCUUGAAACAGCUUCCCGGGCGUUUGAAGUCUUGGCGGACUUGGCGAGCAAGAUUGCUAGCCUUGCUGGAGAUGCCCUUUCGGAUGUUGUGGACAACCAUCCGCAGCUGAAGGAGAAGCUCGGAGGCAACAUCGAUCAGCUGAAGCAGAUGGGCGAGCAGUACGGCCCAGAGGCGAAGAAGCAGGUGGACGAGACUUGGCGCCAGGUCAAGGACAUCUUUGCCGGCGGAUUCAGCGCCGCGAGCCUCGCAAAGGCGCGGGAGCUGAUUGACGACAAGGUGAAGCAGGUGCAGAAGCUGGGAGACGAGGCUUGGAAGAAGGGCCUGGAAGAGGCCAAGCCGUAUCUCGAAAAGAGUCCCAAGAUUAAGGAACUACUCGAGAAGAAUGGGGAUGCUUUGAAGAAGGGAAACAUUGGAGAGCUUUUCGGCAAGGUGCGUGACGCGGCCAAGUCUGGAGAUGUGGGUGACUUGGAGAGCUACAUCAAGGAGGCUGCGAAGAAAGUGAGUGACAAGGCCGACGCAAGCGGAUGGGGGUCGUUGAACAAGUAUAUGGACAAGGUACCGCAGGGCAGCGAGAUCUUGAGCAAGUUGGAGGAGAUGGGACGGGUAGCGGAGGAGCACAAGGAGGAGGGGGAGCAGUUGCUCAAGGAGACGUUGGGGGAUAUUCAGAAGGUUCUUGAGGAGAAGGGACAGAAGUUGAAGGAGAUUGUGGAUUCUGAGAAGAAGAAGCAAGAGGCAAAGAAGCAGUAG